UGGGGCAGCUUGUUUCUUCAUUGACAGAGAUGGCAGUUUUGAGUCAGGUACUCGUGUGCGCUUUAUUGUAUAUUGGGACAGUAAACGGUGCCGGCUACCUGUCCAUAAGGCCUCGGUCAAGCGGGUUGUGUUAUUACGAAAAUAUCGAAGAUGCUCAUUUUAGCUACGAUAGAAAUGAUUGUGAAGGACCAAAAAGAUGGUGCAAAUUGAACGAAUGUUGGACAACUUGUGGCUCAAAACGGCGGCAGUCUCCCAUUAACAUAAGGACAAGACAGGCCAAGUCUCGCUAUAUUGAGAACCUUGUUUUCGAAAAUACUGAUAAAAGAGUACCAGCCACGGUCUUCAAUAACGGACAUGCCCCUGAUUUCAAUGUCGCUGUGAACGAAAAUAAUGAGGAAAAUAUUAUUCUGACCAACGUCCCGGGAAGACCCUCUUACAAAAAAUAUAUCUUUGCGCAGCUUCAUGUGCACCUCGGUCGGAAGAAGGGGAGGGGUUCAGAGCAUUCCAUAGACAGAAAGUUUUACCCCAUGGAGGCUCAUAUGGUAUUUUACGACAGUAAAUUUGACAACAUUGCAAAGGCUAAAUCUGCCAAGGAUGGUUUGGUGGUCAUCGGGGUGAUGUUGAAGGUACACGUAAUUCUCAGAAACGUAAUAUUCUAUUUUGAGCUGAAUUCACAGAAAAUGUAA
Molecule: messenger RNA, 686 nt
Organism: Ostrea edulis (European flat oyster)
Lineage: Eukaryota; Metazoa; Mollusca; Bivalvia; Ostreida; Ostreidae
Product: nacrein-like protein
Exons: 4
Coding region: 30-686 (218 amino acids)
Molecular function (GO): zinc ion binding; carbonate dehydratase activity
Source: RefSeq, a predicted model, not a curated record